AAUUUCAUAGUUGCCCCUAACAACGCUUGACAACCCAAGUCCGUAGAAUAUUGACAAACGAUCCUAAAGGAAUCAGUACAUUUUCUAAUUUCUCUUGGAUAUGGAAUAGCCAGGAUAGAAAAUGGCAGCUCAAGCGCAAACAUAUCAAAAAACUGUCGUUAAUGCUACGAGGGUGCAUGAUUAUCUAUACGAUCCGGUUCAUACGUUAGCGGCAGAAAGGGAUCAUGCUAGAGCCACCUUCAAAGCUCAUACAAGCACUGACAGGAUCAAACGAGUUCCUCACAGAGAGAAUAUGUUCAGCGAGCUUCGACAUCAUCCUCGAUUUGAAGCUCGUUUAAAUGUCACCGAUCCUGUUCCAAAAACUGUAAAUCGUCAAUGGAGAGGCUAUGCUGAUCAAGCUCGAGAGGCGUUAAUUCGUUAUAAGCAAUUUAACUAUGAUCCAUCCGUUAAAGUUCCACCGAAAGCUUAUGAAAAUCCGGACAUGUCGAAAAAUCGUUAUAAAUUUUUUAAACGGCCAAAUAUACCUUUUAUGCGAAAUGUACCUGAUGUAGUAUUAUCUGGAACCAGGGGUGGAGAGAGAGAUGGCUUUUCAGGAGCGCAAGCUGACAAUGACGAACAGGCUCAAAGAGCUCCUACUCCUAAGAUUAGAAGUGUCUAUGUCCAGACAAUGUAUCGUGACAGUCAGGCUCAAACUGACCCUUACUCUCCCGAAUAUGUAGUUAGACCCGGAUCGCAACCCGAGCUAUUGAGUUUGGCUACUCUUGCCUAUGGUAGAGGGCUUCCUGCAGGAUUGGCUGAGGUUGAAAUGAUUGAGAGAGCGAGAGCGAAGAGAGCUUGGGAAGCUACUCUACCUCCACUUCACGACAUGGACCAAAUAGAGAAGAGAAGAAAAAUGAUGGAUGAACAAGAGAGGAAGGAGUGGGCUCUUCGUGAGAGUGAAAUCGAAAAGCUACAGGAAGAAAGAUUAAAUGUCCUGAAAUCUCUAUUGAAGAAGCGAGAAGAGAAACAACAACAGCUGCAAACACAACGUCUUGAUAAAUUAUGGGGAAGAAAGCAGAGAGAGAAAGAAAAGCAAUUUGAAAGAGAUCGUUUAGAUCAUAUUAAGAACUUAAGAAAAUUGGUAAAGAAAAGAGAAAAUAUUGAAAAUAAGAAAGAUCCUCGUGAUAUCACCAAAGAUUACGCUGAUUUUGGAUCUUCUGCUUACGCUCCUUUAACUAGAAUUGGUGUAUUUCUUGACUCAGGGGCAGAACAAUUUGUUGUUCAAAGUAGAUAUCUGGACACUUAUGCUGGUCUUUUAGAAUUGGAGGCGUCUCUUCCUGACUGUGUAACAAGACCUAAAGUUAAGGCUCCCAAACCUCUAACUGUUACUAAAGAUGGCUUUACUAAGAGAAAGUUUAGACAAGAAAGAGAAUUGGAGGAGAUACACAAAAUAAUUAAAUCGGAAAAGAGUAAGGAGGAAAGAGAACAAAAACCUUUGAGAUUCUUACAGAAGAUUGAGAAACCUGCUCCAAGGCCACCAACACCUUCAGUCGAAGAAGCUGACGAUGAGGAAGAGGAGAGAGAACUUGCUGUUAUUGAGCUACAAAAGUUGUUAAGAGGAAGAGCAGUUCAGAAUAUGAUGUUUGAAGGAAAAGAAAAGCGAAUGGAGCUUAUUAAAGAACUCCGCUCUACUCAUGCUUUACAAGAAGCAGAACAGACUAUGAAGAAGCAAGAAAAACAAGCAACUCUCGCUCUUCAACGUCAAAGAAGAUUACACGACCACCGGGAAGCUCUGGUCGAUCAGGAACUCAAUCAAAUGGAAAGUUCCGCCCUUGGAGAUAUGUUAGACUUUUUAUCAAAAGAACUUGUACGUCUUCAAGAAGAAAGAAGAAUUCAUGCCUUUGCUAUGUUGGCUGAGAGACAGAGAAGAAUUAGAGAGGCUGAAGAGUCUGGUAGGAGACAACUUGAAGAACGUAGAAGAAGAGAACACGAUGAAAUUUUCAAACAAGCCGUCAAGGUUCAUCAAGAUAGUGUUGAUAGAUAUUUGGAAGACGUUAUUUUAACUUCCAUGGACUUUACUGCAGAACAACAAGCUAGAGAUGAAAUUAAGGAUAUGGCCGAGAAGAUAAAUGAUAUCGCUUAUGAAGCUGAAAAGUCUCGCGAUAAACUACAGUCAGAAGAAAUUGUAUCUGAACUUGUUCACGGUUUUCUUAUACCAGAAGUGCAAAAGGAAACCGUUAGAAAGCAAUCUAAAUUACAAAAUCGAAGAUUCCUUCUUGCUGCUCAUGGUCAAGUUCACAAAGAAGGAGAAGACUUUAUUGACAAAGUGGGCGAGAUUCAGAAUGAUGAGCUAGAUUCCGAUCAGUUAGAUGCCGAUCAGUUAGAUGCCGAUCAGCUAGAUGCAAACGAGAUGUCCUUCAGUACACCGACUUCUCAAUGCUCUCAAUCAGAACCCAAUUAUUCCACGAUGCAUAUGGAUUUACCUGAAGACUUGCAAGAAUUUGAAAGGCCAAUCCUUUCGCCCUCAUCCAUGAAUGCUGACCAAGACACAAAAGAAACACAGUCGGACAAGAUAGAGGAGGGUGCCAAAACUCCAAGCAGGUCAGUUUCGGUAGCUAAGGAUGUAGAUAAGGAUGCGCCGGAUGCUAGUAGAGCAUCCUCCGCUACAAAAAUUGACAAUAGGCCUCCUUCUGCCACUGAGGUAAAGAAAGAUAGUCGACCACCCUCUGCCCAAAAAGCUGAGAGUAGACCCCCAUCGACUGCAAAAUCUGGUAGUCGGCCAACCUCUGCUCAAAAAAUAAAAAGUAGAGGACCAACUCCACCUCAGCAAGAGGAAGAGAGAGUUUUUGGCAAAGUUACACCAACAGAAUCAUCAGCUGAAAGAGUACUUUCAAGAAAAAGUUCUGGAGUAAAAUCACCAACAGAGCCAUCUGAAAGAGUACCAUCAAGAAAAGGUUCUGGAGUAAAAUCACCAACAGAACCAUCUGAAAGAGUACCAUCAAGAAAAGGUUCUGGAGUAAAAUCACCAACAGAACCAUCUGAAAGAGUACCAUCAAGAAAAGGUUCUGGAGUAAAAACCCCAACAGAACCACUACCUGAAAAAGCACCCUCUAGAAAAAGUUCUGGAGUAAAAACGCCAACAAAACCUUCCAGUAGGCCAACUUCGGCAUUAUCUGGAAAAGAAGAAAUUAAGGAAGACAACGUUCAAAAAGAAACAGAACAGAGUCCAGAUAAUUGAUUAACGUUUAUUUAAAAAUUUAAUUCUCUAUUUUUUCCCGUUUUAUGAAAAAUAAACUUGAUAUAAGAACAGAAAGUAUUAAUUUGAAUAUUUCUUUUGCUUUUUUUUAAUUGAAUUUAAGUUAUUUCUCAAUAAUUAAAAAUGAUUCUUUUACUUUAAAAACAAAAUACACUUAAACAGGCAAAGCAGCUAUUCAAAAUCACCAAGACAUUCAAGAUACUUUGACGAGGAAGAAAUGAAGAUUAAUAAUUUCAACAAAGAAUGUAAAACAAGGAAGCAAGACUCAAGAAUUAAAGUAUAUGGCAGUUUGAGUCGACAAGUAAGAUUCGCCGACCAAAUGAACUCUGGUAAUCAUAAAUAAAUAAAAUAAAUAAUCAACUUAUUCUAAUAUGGACUAUAAAAAAAAAACAGGAGUAGUAUAUCAUUUAAUAAGUAUUCUAAUUUGUAUAACACUA
This is a messenger RNA of Dimorphilus gyrociliatus, 3672 nucleotides long. The record is from the annotation of a GenBank genome assembly. NCBI's taxonomy places the organism in Eukaryota, Metazoa, Annelida, Polychaeta, Dinophilidae.